Messenger RNA from Chelonoidis abingdonii (Abingdon island giant tortoise), 465 nucleotides. Lineage: Eukaryota; Metazoa; Chordata; Testudines; Testudinidae. The record is from RefSeq and is a predicted model, not a curated record.
CCCUAUGAAUGCAUUGAGUGUAAGAAAACUUUCAAUCGCAGUUCACAUCUUAUUAGGCAUCAGAGAAUCCAUAAGGGGUGGAGGCCCUAUGAAUGCAGGGAGUGUGGAAAAUGCUUCCCUAGCAGCUCAGGCCUUUAUCAACAUCAGAGAAUCCACACAGGGGAAAGGCCCUAUGAAUGCAGUGAGUGUGGGAAAAGCUUCACUAGCAGUUCAGGCCUUUCCAAACAUCAGAGAAUCCACACAGGGGAGAAGCCCUAUGAAUGCAGUCAGUGUAGAAAAUGCUUCACUGACAGCUCAGCCCUUUCUGGACAUCAGAGAAUCCACACAGGGGAGAGGCCCUAUGAAUGCAGUGAGUGUGGGAAAAACUUCACUCAAAUAUCAGCCCUUUCUGUUCAUCAGAGAAUCCACACAGGGGAGAGGCCCUAUGAAUGCAGUGAGUGUGGGGGAAAAUUCAGUCGCCGCUCA